Messenger RNA from Drosophila obscura, 3166 nucleotides. It is a transcript of the gene Pgant6, whose product is annotated as N-acetylgalactosaminyltransferase 6. Gene Ontology annotation, cellular component: Golgi apparatus. Bases 488 to 2524 code for a protein of 678 amino acids. The record is from RefSeq and is a predicted model, not a curated record. The transcript is spliced from 4 exons. NCBI's taxonomy places the organism in Eukaryota, Metazoa, Arthropoda, Insecta, Diptera, Drosophilidae.
UGAACAAAACAACUAAGCUAAUUUUCGUGGACGUGGAGGCAACGACCCUUUGUUUGUUAUGCUAAUUAGAAGAUUAAAUUCCAGAUUUCCGUUUAGUUAAUGUAUGUAGAAUAUAAGAGUACGUUUUAGUUUUGAGAUUUAAAACUGUCACGAAUAUAGCCAAAUUACAAGUAAUAAAAAAUAACAAACUAAAAUAGGAGAUAGCAUAUAUUUAGUGCGCAUAGUUGGUAUUCGAAUAAGUUUGUCUUUGCAGCAAGUCGUUGUCGGGCCUGGCGCCCACGUUUCAGUUUGUUUUUGACGACGGUGCUACGUCUAGCUCCAGCGGCUGUUCCAGUCAACACCUGAGCUAAUACACGCCAACAACUGCCGUGCAGUGCCGCAUCGCGCCGUACGCCACCGUAGCGUGGCUGCCUAUGUCGUUGAAGCCACCGCCCUGACACGUAUUCGGCGUAUGCAGUGACAGGAAAAGGAGAUCUAAGGACCAAGAAUGCGGAGGCCCAACUUCAAGUGGAUGGUCAAGUCCAUCCUGCUGCUGCUGAUAUCGCUGACCCUGUUGGUGCUCAUCACCAGCUGGAUAUCUUCGAGCCCCUACACCAACCGGCCCGUUCAUCACAGCGUCGAGCCACAGCCCGAGAAGGCAGAGCUUUUAGCUCCAAAAGCCGCCGAUGUGAACGAAAAUGUAGUAGAACGUAUCCAGCCCAUUCACGUAGAUCCGCUGAAGCCUCAUCCCAAGCCGCAACAACAGGCGCAACCAGAAGGCGUAGACGAAAACGAACCGGAACCAGAUUAUCCUGACGAAGGACGCAAACGAGUGCGGCCGAAGAACGACAAUUAUGGCCAGCAGCCUGAGCUGGAGCUACAUCUGAAGCCACAUGACAUUGGGAAGAACGUAAAAGAUUGGCACGACUACGUGGCGAUGGAUAAAGAUGCUGUGCGCGUUGGUAUCGGGGAAGGAGGAAAACCGGCCAAAUUGGAAGAUGAGGCGACGAAAGAGCAGGAGCGUAGAAUGUCUUUGGAAAACGGCUUCAAUGCUCUGCUCUCCGACUCCAUAUCUGUAAAUCGCUCGCUGCCCGACAUUCGCCACAAACUCUGCCGCCAGAAGGAUUACCUGGUCAAGCUGCCCACUGUCAGCGUCAUCAUCAUUUUCUACAACGAGUAUCUGAGCGUGCUGAUGCGCUCUGUGCACAGUCUUAUCAAUAGGUCGCCCCAAGAGCUGCUCAAGGAGAUAAUUUUGGUGGACGACUUCAGUGAUCGGGACUAUCUGCACGCCGAGCUGGAGCUCUACAUAAAGGAGCACUUCAGUCAAAUCGUUCGAGUGGUGCGUCUGGCCAAGCGCACGGGUCUGAUUGGAGCCCGGUCGGCCGGGGCACGGAAUGCAACCGCGGAAGUGCUCCUCUUCCUCGACUCGCACGUGGAGGCCAACUACAAUUGGCUGCCCCCGCUACUGGAGCCGAUUGCCAAGAACAAGCGCACGGCUGUCUGUCCCUUCAUCGACGUCAUCGACCACACCAACUUUAACUAUCGCGCCCAGGACGAGGGUGCACGCGGUGCCUUCGACUGGGAGUUCUAUUACAAGCGACUGCCUGUGCUGGAGGAGGAUCUAAAGUAUCCUGCCGACCCCUUCAAGAGUCCCGUCAUGGCUGGAGGCCUUUUCGCCAUAUCCAGGGAGUUCUUCUGGGAACUUGGCGGCUACGACGAGGGCCUGGACAUCUGGGGCGGCGAGCAGUACGAGCUGAGCUUCAAGAUCUGGAUGUGUGGCGGCGAAAUGUACGAUGCGCCCUGCUCCCGCAUUGGCCACAUUUAUCGCGGUCCUCGCAAUCACGUGCCCAGUCCCCGAAAGGGUGACUACCUGCAUAGAAACUACAAGCGGGUGGCCGAAGUCUGGAUGGAUGAGUACAAGCACUUCCUGUACGAGCAUGCCGAUGGCAUCUACGACCGCAUCGAUGCCGGAGAUCUGACGGAACAGAAGGCGAUACGUCAAAAGUUAAACUGCAAAUCCUUCAAGUGGUUCAUGGAGGAGGUGGCAUUUGACUUGAUGAAUAGCUAUCCGCCCAUAGAUCCGCCCACAUACGCGCUCGGCGCCAUACAGAAUGUUGGCGAUAAGCGCCUAUGCAUAGACACGUUGGGACGCCGAAAACACAACCGGAUGGGCAUGUACGCCUGUGCCGAUGACCUUAAAGUGCCACAAAAGUCUCAGUUCUGGGAGCUCAGCUGGAAGCGGGACUUGCGGCUGCGUCGCAAAAAGGAAUGUUUAGAUGUCCAGAUUUGGACUGAGAAUGCGCCCGUCUGGCUCUGGGACUGCCAUUUGCAGGGGGGCAAUCAAUACUGGUCAUAUGACUACCACACGCAGACUAUCAAGCACGGCCAGGAGGGGAGGCGGUGCCUCGAGCUGGUACCCUUCGCGCAGGAGCUGGUGGUGAACGUGUGCAACGACACUAAUCUGUUCAUGAAGUGGAACUUUGGCUCCUUCAAUAAGACGGCGCUAGACAACUACGACAAGGAUCUCGUCCUAGAUCUGAUUUGAUUGACUCAAUUCCCACUUGCCAUGUACUUAACACUUCAAUGUAAAUAUCUAGGCUACACAUACAUAUAUGUAGGUUGUAAGACAAUUGGCCCAAUUUACCACGACUCAAGCGCACAUUCCAAUGCUGCAUUAAACGAGACUUUAUAUACAUACAUAUGUAUGUAUAGAUAUGUACAUGCAUUUAUACUCUACUCGUACGUGUACGAAGAUUGUAGUAAUCAUGUGGGUGCUAAAACACUUUAUGAAUUCAGUAUGAGGUAGAAGAAGAAAAAUGCACAUGAGCGAGUGUAACUUUGUUUUCGUUUUAUUUAAUAUUAAUAUCUGUUUGCUUUCAAUACGCGUACUUUAAAUAAAUAUAAUUUAUGUUUCUUCCUCCUUCCACUCCUCUCCACGCCGUAACUUCUUCACAUUCCGUAUAUACUGUUAUAUACGUUCUAAGAGUCGCGUAUUGUAUUGUUUAUCUCGUCUUACAAUAUGUAUUCAUGUAUCUUCCUUCGUCUUCUCUGACAUUUGCGCUCGUCAGGUGCGCCGUGCCUUAUCUUUGUUCUGCUCUGUUCGCUCUUCUGCUGUUCUGUUUCUAUACUCGCUUAUUACCUAUACUUCAGUGUUUUUUUAAAUUGUUUUCUGCUUUAUCAUAUGCCA